Chenopodium quinoa (quinoa) is the source of this 3486-nucleotide messenger RNA. RefSeq lists its product as uncharacterized. Lineage: Eukaryota; Viridiplantae; Streptophyta; Magnoliopsida; Caryophyllales; Amaranthaceae. Bases 972 to 2930 code for a protein of 652 amino acids. The transcript has a single exon. Gene Ontology annotation, molecular function: protein binding. The record is from RefSeq and is a predicted model, not a curated record. Gene Ontology annotation, biological process: cell surface receptor signaling pathway.
CACUUGGUAGGAAGAACCCGUGUUCGAUCCCUCGCAACAAUAAUUGGAAGGGGAUUGUAACCUAAACAGUAAACACCCACAACUGAUCCCCGAAUCCGGAUUAGCCCAAAGGGUGGACCAGGUGAAACACCAAAAAAGUAGUUAAGAUCAAAUAAUACGAGUAUAAUAAUUAGAACAAAAAAAUACAGUAAUUAGCACUAAUAAAAUAUAACACUCUAUGUGCACUAAAUGCAAACAAGAUUAUGUGCCAAGCUCUUCGCUUUUUAACUUCCUAUACAUAGCCGUUUUUAUUCAUCAAAGACUCUAGAGCUCAAAAAAUCCAAAUAAUUAGAUGUAAAUAAAGAUACAGAAAACAAUUUUGUUUUUAGCAUAAAUAGUCAAAAAUCAUACUAGGUAACAAAUUUGUUUGAGAGAGAUAGAGAGAAUCACGUUUAGCCAUUUAAAAAUAAAAAGCCCCACAAAUUUUUUUCACAAACAAACUCACCUUCAACCUCUUCUCUCUCUCCUCCAUCUUGAUUGUCCACCAUAGCCACCACUUUCACCACCACCACCAUUUCAUCUAUCAACCAAUUCUUCAAUUAUUGAGGUAAUUUUAAUUUAAUUAAAUUUUGUUUCUUUCAUUAAAAAAAAAUGAUGAACAAAUAAAAUGUUAGAAAGUGUAAUUAGAUUUUACCAUGACCCCACAAAAAUGCAUUGAAAUCAAAACAAACCAAGACAUUUUCCUCUCUUCCUUUUAACAAAUUAACAUCCAAAAGAAGGGUGUAGAAAAAUUAGCCCUUCCUAGCAUUUGAAGGAGGAGGGGCUUUAAUUUCAUUUAGUUCGUUAGUUUUGUGCGAUCCGGUUAAUAUUCAACGUAUAUUCUCUAUCACACGACACAAGAUCAAUUAGAACCAUAGUUGCAUUUGUUGUUAUUGUUAUCAUAUAUUAGAAAAUAAAAAAAUUGUUACGUUUGAUAUUUGUAUGGAAUAAUAAUGGGGGAGAUAGUGAAGCAAAUAUUAACAAGGCCGGUGCAAUUAGCAGACCAAAUAACAAAAGGAGCAGAUGAAGCCAUACAAUUCAGACCAGAAUGUCUUGAAUUACAAGGCAAGACAAAGAAGCUAGCGGACUUAAUCCGUCAAGCGGCGCGUGCUGCCAAUGAUCUCUAUGAAAGACCAACGCGCCGCAUCAUCGACGACACGGAGCAAGUGCUCGAGAAAGCACUUGCUCUCGUGGACAAAUGUCGAACACGGUCGCUUCUUAAGCGUGUGUUUACUAUCAUCCCUAAUGCAGCAUUUCGUAAGAUGAUAGCUCAACUUGACAAUUCUAUAGGUGAUGUUUCAUGGCUCCUACGUGUGUCCGCCCCUAAAAAUGAUGAUGAUGAUGAUAUUGGGUAUCUUGGGUUGCCACCCAUUGCGGCGAAUGAGCCAAUCCUUUGUUUGAUUUGGGAACAACUGGCUAAUCUUUCGACGGGGUCGUUGGAUGACCGGUCCGAUGCGGCUGCGUCGUUGGUGUCAUUGGCUAGGGAUAAUGAACGAUAUGGGAAGCUGAUUAUUGAGGAAGGAGGGGUUGGACCGCUUUUGAAGUUGGCUAAGGAGGGUAAACCGGAAGGUCAAGAGAACGCGGCUCGAUGUAUUGGACUCCUAGGGAGGGAUCAAGAAAGUGUGGAACAAAUUGUUAAUGCGGGUGUAUGUUCGGUUUUUGCUAAGAUGCUUAAGGAUGGACAGAUGAAGGUUCAAGCGUUGGUGGCGUGGGCGGUAUCGGAGUUGGCUGCUCAUUAUCCGAAAUGUCAGGAUCAUUUUGCUCAGAAUAAUGUGAUUAGGCUGCUUGUUAGUCAUUUGGCUUUUGAGACUAUUGAGGAGCAUAGCAAGUAUGCUAUUGCUAAGCGUAAGAAAAUGUCGAUUCAUUCUGUUGUUAUGGAUAGUAAAGAGGGGUCAGAAACUUCGCCGAGAAAUGGCAGUUGUGGUGGCCUGAAGACUGAUCAUGAGGAUGAGAAGCAGAUGACGAAUCAGAUGAAGCCGGUAGGGAAGAUGCAGGGGGAGACUCAGAUGGCGAAUGUGGUUAAUGAUACAAUGGUGAGGCGGACUUCUAAGGGGGAUGCAGGAAGUGGUAGUGGUUGUAAUAAGAAUGCUAAAAAUCAGAAUCAGAAUCAUGUGCAGCAUUUAUUGGCAGGGGGCAGUAUUAAGGGUAGAGAGUUUGAGGACCCUGAGAUUAAGGCCGAGAUGAAAGCUAUGGCAGCGCGAGCCCUUUGGCAUUUGGCCAAAGGGAACGUGUCUAUCUGCCGUAGCAUUACAGAGUCAAGGGCCUUGCUGUGUUUCGCGGUAUUGCUAGAGAAAGGCCAGGAAGAGGUUAAGUAUAAUUCAGCAAUGGCAUUGAUGGAAAUCACAAGUGUAGCAGAGGAAAAUACAGAUUUAAGGAGGACCGCCUUUAAGCCUACAUCCCCUGCAGCAAAAGCAGUAGUAGAUCAACUCCUUAAGGUUGUCACAGAAGCUAGCUCUGAACUCUUGGUUCCCUGCAUCAGGUCUAUAGGGAAUUUAGCAAGGACAUAUCGAGCCACGGAGACUAGGAUCAUUGAUCCCCUAGUCAAGCUCAUCGACGAAAGGGAGACAGAGAUAAUGCUAGAGGCGGUAAUAGCACUACUCAAAUUCGCUUGUUCAGAAAACUACCUCCGUGUUGUGCAUUGUAAGUCCAUCAUAGAAGGUAGUGGUGUUAAGCAUUUGAUACAGCUGGUGUAUUUUGGUGAACAAGUAGUUCAAAUACCGGCAUUGAUAUUGUUAUGUUACAUUGCUCUUCAUGUACCUGAUAGCGAGGUGCUAGCACAAGAGGAGGUGCUCAUAGUACUAGAAUGGGCAACCAAACAAGGCCAUAUUAUGCAAGAUCUUCAAGUUGAUGAUCUUCUACCAGAGGCUAAGAGUAGGCUUGAACUUUACCAAUCAAGAGGGUCUAGAUUCUAGAGGCUUAAUUUUACUCACUUUCGAAGAAACAUCUACCUUUUGUUGGUUACAUUGUGUGCAGUGAUUAGUUUACAAUUUUGAUAAACUUGUUGUUUCCUAACAAGGUUUUCAGAUUUCGUCUUUUUUUUUUUUUUUUUUUUUUUUUUUUUUUUUAACCUUCAUGGUGCAAGAGCAGGGGUGUGUAUACACAAAAGGUUGGCUAGCUUUAAAUUUUGGCUUUUGUAAUCAUUUUUGUAGUUGCAUUACUAAAUGAAUUAACCCCUUAAUUCAUCAUUCAAUGUUUUUCUUGUAUUCUUAACCUUAAACUAGAGUAAUCUCCUCUUGAAUUCUUAAGUGGCUUCUAGUAAAUAUAUAAGUUGAAAAAGUAAACAUUAGAAAAAAAAAAAAAAAAAAAAAAAAAUGGGAAUUUUGGGAUGUAUAGCACAGAGUAUAAUUGUCAUUUGAUUAAUAAAUUUAUCAUGUGUCAUUUUAUUUUAACUUUACCUUUUUGCUUUUUCUUUGAUUUUUAGGAAUAUAAACGUAAUGUUUUCUACGCACUAAUGCAAUCACGUAAACC